Echinops telfairi (small Madagascar hedgehog) is the source of this 4485-nucleotide messenger RNA. RefSeq names its product WD repeat domain 11 (gene WDR11). The transcript is spliced from 29 exons. NCBI's taxonomy places the organism in Eukaryota, Metazoa, Chordata, Mammalia, Afrosoricida, Tenrecidae. The record is from RefSeq and is a predicted model, not a curated record. Gene Ontology annotation, molecular function: protein binding. Gene Ontology annotation, cellular component: cytoplasm. The coding region runs from base 50 to 3703 and encodes 1217 amino acids.
CUGCUUCCUGGUUGCCAGCUGGCGCCUCGGGCCAGGCUCCCCUCCCGCGAUGCUGCCCUACACCGUGAAUUUCAAGGUGUCGGCCCGCACCCUCACCGGGGCCCUCAACGCCCACAACAAGGCGGCGGUGGACUGGGGCUGGCAAGGUUUAAUUGCUUAUGGAUGUCAUUCGCUCGUAGUAGUGAUUGAUUCAAAUACUGCCCAGACUCUUCAAGUCUUGGAGAAGCAUAAAGCUGAUGUUGUCAAGGUUAAGUGGGCCAGGGAGAAUUACCACCAUAACAUUGGCUCACCCUAUUCCUUGCGCUUAGCCUCCGCUGAUGUCAACGGGAAGAUCAUCGUGUGGGACGUGGCGGCGGGAGUGCCUCAGUGUGAGAUUCAAGAGCACGUGAAGCCUGUCCAGGACCUGCAGUGGCUGUGGAAUCAAGAUGCCUCCCGGGAUUUACUGCUCGCCAUCCACCCGCCAAACUACAUCGUGCUCUGGAACGCAGACACGGCCACCAAGCUGUGGAAAAAGAGCUACGCAGACAACAUCCUCUCAUUUUCCUUUGACCCUUUUGAUCCCUCACACGUAACACUGCUUACCAGCGAGGGGAUUAUAUUCAUUUCCGACUUCUCUCCAUCCAAGCCGCCCUCCGGGCCUGGGAAGAAAGUGUACAUAUCCAGCCCGCACUCAAGCCCGGCACAUGCCAAGCUGGCCGCAGCCACCGGUGCCAAGAAGGCACUGAAUAAAGUGAAAAUUUUAAUCACUCAAGAGAAGCCCAGUCCUGAGUUCGUCGCACUCAACGAUUGCCUUCAGCUGGCCUACUUGCCUUCCAAGAGGAACCACAUGUUGUUACUCUACCCCCGAGAGGUUUUAAUCCUGGACCUGGAGGUGAAUCAGACGGUGGGGGUCAUCGCCAUCGAACGGACAGGAGUCCCAUUUGUUCAGGUAAUACCCUGCUUUCAGCGUGACGGUUUGUUUUGCCUGCAUGAAAACGGCUGUAUCACCUUACGUGUGCGCCGAUCCUAUACCAGUAUUUACAGCACUUCCAGUGAGGAGCCGGAUCCAGAGCCCGUCCAGGAGCUGACCUAUGACCUUCGCAGCCAGUGUGAUGCCAUCAGGGUGACCAAAACCGUCCGCCCGUUCAGCAUGGUGUGCUGUCCGGUCAACGAGAACGCGGCCGCCCUCGUUGUGAGCGACGGGCGGGUCAUGAUCUGGGAGCUGAAGUCGGCCGUUGGUAACCGAGGCCUCCGCAGCGGCAGCUCUGGCGUGUCGCCCCUGUACUCCCCGGUGUCUUUCUGUGGGAUUCCUGUAGGCGCGCAGCAGAACAAACUCCCAGACCUUUCCCUGGAGGACAUGAUUGGACAGAGCGCCAUUGCUGGAGAAGACCAUCCCAAAGGCCCCAUCCCCCAGGAAGUGCACCUCCGAUUUCUGCUCACGGGCCUGCUGUCUGCGCUGCCUUCCCCUCCGCUUGCUGUCCGUAUGUGCCCGCCUCUGACCACAAAGAACAUCAAGAUGUACCAGCCCCUGCUCGCUGUGGGCACCGGCAGCGGCUCUGUGCUGGUGUACCACCUGACAAGCGGACUGCUGCACAAGGAGCUGAGUGUCCACUCGUGUGAAGUCAGAGGUAUCGAAUGGACAAGCUUGACUGGCUUUCUUUCUUUUGCUACCUCAACACCGAACAACCUGGGGCUGGUGAGAAAUGAACUUCAGCUGGUUGAUCUCCCAACAGGUAGAAGCAUUGCUUUUCGCGGUGACCGAGGAAAUGAUGAGCCACCCAUCGAAAUGAUUAAAGUGUCUCAUUUGAAGCAGUAUUUGGCAGUUGUCUUCAAAGAUAAACCCCUGGAGCUAUGGGAUGUUCGGACGUGUACCCUCCUCAGAGAAAUGUCCAAAAACUUCCCUGCAAUAACCGCGCUGGAGUGGUCACCGUCUCACAACCUCAAGAGCCUGAGAAAGAAGCAGCUGGCCACCCGAGAGGCCAUGGCCCGCCAGACGGUGGUCUCGGAUGCCGAGCUGAGCAUAGUGGAGUCGUCUGUGAUCAGCUUGCUGCAGGAAGCGGAGAGCAAGGCCGAGCUCAGUCAGCACAUCUCAGCCCGGGAGCAUUUUGUGUUCACGGACAGCGACGGGCAGGUGUACCACCUCACCGUGGAGGGCAACUCGGUGAAGGACAGCGCCCGGAUCCCGCCAGAUGGCAGCAUGGGCAGCAUCACCUGCAUCGCGUGGAAAGGGGACACAUUAGUGCUUGGCGACAUGGAUGGAAAUUUAAAUUUCUGGGAUUUAAAAGGCAGAGUAUCCAGGGGGAUCCCCACCCACCGGAGCUGGGUGCGGAAGAUCCGCUUCGCCCCAGGGAAAGGAAACCAGAAGCUAAUCACCAUGUACAACGAUGGAGUGGAAGUGUGGGACACUAAGGAGGUCCAGAUGGUGAGCAGCUUACGAAGUGGCAGGAACGUGACCUUCCGGAUCCUGGACGUGGACUGGUGCACGUCGGACAAAGUGAUCCUGGCGUCGGACGACGGGUGCAUCCGAGUCCUGGAGAUGUCCCUCAAGUCCACGAGCUCCCGGAUGGACGAGCAGGAGUGGAUCGAGCCUGUGUGGUGCCCAUAUCUCCUGGUUCCCAGGGCCUCCCUGGCCUUGAAAGCCUUCUUACUGCACCAGCCUUGGAAUGGACAGUGUUCUCUGGACAUUUUUCAAGUUGAUUAUCCCGAAAACGAAGAAAUAAAGACUCUCAUUCAAGAGCAGUUGAAUUCACUGUCCAAUGACAUCAAGAAGCUCUUGCUGGACCCAGGAUUCACCCUCGUGCAGAGGUGCCUGCUCGUCUCAAGGCUUUAUGGUGACGAGUCGGAGCUGCACUUCUGGACGGUGGCCGCCCACUACCUGCACAGCUUCUCCCAGGACCGGCAGGAGGCUGCUCCUCGGGACAAAGUGAACAACCCCCUGGACAUGUGCUACGACGUCCUCUGUGAAAAUGGCUAUUUUCAGAAAUUCCAGCUGGAGAGGGUGAACCUCCAGGAAGUCAAACGGUCAACCUACGACCACACCAGGAAGUGCACAGACCAGCUCCUUCUCCUGGGCCAGACAGACCGGGCGGUGCAGCUGCUGCUGGAGACCAGCUCAGACAACCAGCACUACUACUGCGACUCCCUGAAAGCCUGUCUGGUCACCACCGUCACCUCCUCGGGGCCCUCGCAGAGCACCAUCAAGCUGGUGGCAACCAACAUGAUCGCCAACGGCAAGCUGGCAGAGGGUGUGCAGCUGCUCUGCUUGAUCGACAAGGCUGCAGACGCCUGCCGCUACCUGCAGACCUACGGCGAGUGGAACCGGGCAGCCUGGCUCGCAAAAGUCCGUUUGAACUCUGAAGAGUGUGCCGAUGUCCUGAAGCGCUGGAUCGACCAUCUCUGCUCGCCACAAGUCAACCAGAAGUCAAAGGCCCUCCUCAUCCUGCUCUCCCUGGGCUGCUUCGCCAGCGUGGCUGAGACGCUCCACAGCAUGAGGUACUUUGACAGAGCGGCCUUGUUCGUGGAAGCUUGUCUGCAGUACGGCACCCUGGACGUCAAUGAAGAGACCGAGAAGCUCAUCUCCGCCGUCUCCGCAGACUACGCCCGGAGUCUGAGGAACCUGGGCUUCAGGCAGGGGGCUGCUCUUUUUGCCUCCAAAGCUGGAGCCGCGGGCAGAGGUUUGCUGGGUGAGCUGGAGAGCCACAAGGAAGAGCUGAUGGAGGAGUGAGGGGCCAAUCGGGCCAGGAGUACCUGACCGUGGGAGCCGCUGGGGCGAGGCCAGCCUGACUGUGGGCAUCAUCACAGCCCUGUGGAGGAAGAGGAGGCGGCCAGGCUGACCCUGCAGUGCAUCUGCUCCUCAGCGGGCCUUUGGGGGCCGUUUGUCCAAAUGCGUGCACGGCAGACUAUGAGCCUGUCCAGCGAGACGCCAGCCCUGCAUCUCGUAUUCCCUGCAGAGGACACGCCAGCGCGGACGACUGAACACGUAGAACCUUUUAUACAUGGUAGAAGGGGAGCAUUAUGAGUCCCUGGAAAUUCCUUCUUCCUUUUUUUUAAUUAAGAGUUAGGAGACUGACCUGCCUUCUCGGGCCCACACUGAAGGCCGCAGGGAGAGGCUGUGGUGAGAUUAGCUGGUGGCUUGUUCUUCAGUCUCGUGCGUGUCUGGAGACGCAGCCCACACCCAGAGGGGCAGACAGGCCAUUCCAGAAAGUGCAGUGGAAAGAUGGUAGGUUUGUUCUCGGUGUCUGAGCGGUGGACAAAGCGUUGAGCUGGCUGUGUCCUGGGUUGGGUGUCGUCUCGGCUCCGGAGCAUGUCUUCAGCUUCCUGCUCUGUCCCAGGGGUGCUGUGGGGUUCACCCCUCGUGCGACAUUCAGUGGCCUGGCUUCUCCAGUCUCUCUGCUCAGUGUGUCCUCCCAUGGCUGAAAUAAAUAUGUGAGCAUUGACUUAGAAAUCACGCUAAGAAUGUAAAUGGCUAGGAUGUGCAGGUGAGAAAUAAAAAGAAGGUUCCCUGCA